AUGCUACUGCCACCAGAAUCGGAUAUGGAUGUGAAUAGAAGUCCAGCAUCAGUUUCUAUCUUGGGAACAUGGCAUGUUCUUGGUCCGUUUAAAACUGGCACGAGAGAAGCAACAUGGGGCGCAGAUCCGCUCGAGGUACUCGGCGGAUUCCGCAAUAUUUCGUAUGACUUCGACCCGGCUGCUAGAUUCAGCAGUGCCUUGGGUACUAACGGAACCGUUGGCUGGUCUGUCCUGGGGUUGAUCGAGUCAGAACAGGGCAAUCAUGCAUCUGCCAAGGCAAAGGUUGACCUCGACAUCGGUUUUCCGGAUGUAGACUGGGAGUUUCUCCGGUCUGUUUAUGGCUGGGCGGGAAUGCAGUAUCAGGCCUGGGCGCGGGGGUGUUUGACCGUGGCGUCUGCAGCUGGAGCUGAUGACCGCAGCGGCGGUAAUACUGCUACUGUCUCCAUGUUUACAGACGGAUUGCUAGAGGUAUGGGUUGACGGGCAGCCGUAUUUCGGCGGCGAUUUUUAUACAUAUCGGCGGGCGCCCGUACUUUUGAAACUGGUGCCUGGGCCACAUGUUGUGGACCUGAGGUUGGUGAGGGAUGUGAGGGCCUUGGGUGGGGUGGGCGAACCACGGAUACGAGCUGUAGUGGAAGUUCAGUUGAUGCAGCCUUCCCUGUCCAGUGACAGCACUGACGCCGGUGAGGUGGUGCCAGGUCUAGAUGUGGACGAGGAUAGUGUUCUUGUUGCAGAAGUCGUGGAGGGGAAACUUGCUAGUUCCCUUGCUUCUGUUAUCGUACGGAAUGUUCGUGAUGAAUGGGCCGAUAUAACGGAUAUCGAUUCUGUUUCUGAUACGCAAUCCGCCAGGCCUAUUCUCUCAUUGGUCUAUAGUCCAAUUACCCUCGCUCCACGCCAGUCGCGCCCAGUAGCUUUUGAGAUCGAUUUCCACGGCCAAAUCCCCUCAAACUUCUCCUUCCAACUCACUUAUAAGGUCCAGUCUGCGGAUCAACCGUGGAAAACAAACCCUGUGACUGCGUCCGUCACAACGCGGAGGAUGACAGAUGCCCAAAAGUAUACUUUCCUCCACCCCGGCGGCAUAGUAUCCUACGCCAUCUUACGGCCCCCGUUGAAUGCGUCCUGUAAUUCCACCGCCGGCGGCGACGGUGAUCAUACACUCUCCAUUCUAGUUGAUCUGCACGGCGCGGGCCUCGAAGCUGCUAGUGAGCAGGUUAGACAUAUGCUGGAUGCUGCCUAUGGAAUAUGUGCAUGGAUGCUGUUCCCGACAGGUGUCACACCAUGGAGCGGGGAUGAUUGGCAUUACGUGCCAUUUACCAUGUGGCAUGAUGGACAAGCCGCUAUCGCAAGCGUCAUCCAGACAGCUCGGCAGAGUUUCAAGCACGAAUUGCUUGUGGAAAACUUCGCUGGAAUCCCCAUUCUCCAACAGCAUGGGUCUGCAGACAAUAACGUCCCUGCAUACCAUUCACGCCUAUUGCACCAGCUAAUCUUGGAAAAUGGCCUGCACUCCGAAUACUAUGAACUUCCAGGAAAGGGACAUUGGUUUGAUGGCGUCUUAACCACGCCCCCACUACUAGAUUUCUACUCUCUCCAUACUAGCAAUACUUCCGCCUACAACAACCUUCUGCCCGAGAAAUUCUCCUUCUCCACCCCUAACUCAGGAGAUAUGGGGUCCCGAGGCGGCAUCAUGGUGGACCAACUGUCCUCGCCAGAUAAAUACGGACACAUGCAAGUGAUGCGCGAAGGGGGGGGCAGGCAGUGGCGCCUGAAGACUCGUUAUGUGCAUCGUUUCCAUCUCCUCCCAUCAAGAAUGCGCGGGAUAGCAUACCCCACGGAUAUCGUGGUGGUGGAUGAAGAUGAUGGUUCUGAAACGCCAUUUAGAGCCCCGGCCGCUGACACCGCUUACUCCACAUGGUUCGUCAAAGAUGAGGCCACGGGCAAGUGGACUGUUUCUACCGAUAAUUCAUGGCAGGACGAUAUCUGGCAGCGGUACGGUCGGCAGAAUGGCGCUAUGGACGCGAUCUUUCAUUCGAUGGGUAGAUUUACUAUAAGGAUUUGCUCGCCCGCCAGCAGUGGAGAGGAGCAACUAAUGAACGUAGCGCUGCAGAUCAGCCGUAAUUUGCUACAGUAUUUCGCGGCAGAUUCGCAGAUUCUACCACCACAAACUACAUGCAACAGCGACGACAAUGAUAAUCGCAUGAUCGAAGAGGAGGAGGAACUGCGCGGUUCGGGAAACCUCAUCACCGUUGCAAUUGGGAACGACUUGCCACCACCACCCUUAUCCCCCCUCGACUUGUUCCCUAUCCACAUCGCCCAUAACCACUUGACAAUCCAGACUGCAGCCUCAAACCGCCACCCAUCCCGCACAACCACAAAAUCUUACCCCUUCGUACCAGACCUAGGCGCCAUAUUCCUGCGUCCACGCUCGAGCCAACGUCUCGAGCUGGUCGUAUGGGGCGCCGACGUUGGCGGGUUACAGCAAGCGAGCCGCCUCGUACCACUUCUGACGGGCGUUGGGCAGCCUGAUUUUGUGGUUCUGAGUGAGCAGUGUCGAUGGCAGGGUUUUGCUGGCGUGCAUGCUGCUGGAUUUUUUGACUUCCGGUGGCAGGUGUCCUCGGGGUCGUAUGUGUACUGA
Messenger RNA from Histoplasma capsulatum G186AR, 2631 nucleotides. RefSeq lists its product as uncharacterized. Lineage: Eukaryota; Fungi; Ascomycota; Eurotiomycetes; Onygenales; Ajellomycetaceae. Bases 1 to 2631 code for a protein of 876 amino acids. The record is from RefSeq and is a predicted model, not a curated record. The transcript is spliced from 3 exons.